Molecule: messenger RNA, 1423 nt
Organism: Argentina anserina (silverweed cinquefoil)
Lineage: Eukaryota; Viridiplantae; Streptophyta; Magnoliopsida; Rosales; Rosaceae
Exons: 6
Coding region: 96-1262 (388 amino acids)
Molecular function (GO): ubiquitin protein ligase activity
Source: RefSeq, a predicted model, not a curated record
UUCGACCUCCGACAAGCAACCUGUAGAAUUAGCCGUCUGAGCGCGAGCACCUGAAACCGGGAAGAGCUGACACUACUGUAGGAUUUGGGGAGGUCAUGGAUAACGAUUUGGGUGAGAGACUGAUUGGAGAGAAAUCCAUGGGAAGCCGAAGAUGGAGGAAACUCUAUUCCCGGGUCAAGAACCGCAGCCCAAGCUUUCGCUUGUUGCGUCACGAUGAAGAAGCAGCAGUAGCUAUUCGCAGAGCUGACCAGGAAUUCCGCAUUGCAAUCUUGGUCUCACAAGCUGCAUUCCAAUUUAUCAGUGGAAUAAAUGGUUUGCAUCAAGAUGAUCCUGUUCUAACAGAGAGAACAGAGGAAGCCAUCUAUGUUAACCGCAGGUAUUACUGUCACCAGUGUCGUGAACUGGUCUCUGCCACUGUGGAUUUCAAUGUGGCAUGCCCUCUUUGCCAAGGCAACUUCAUCGAAGAAUGUGGUGGUGUUAGCUCAAUGCACCUUCCCAAGCCAUCGGAGGCACAGCCUUCUUCAACUGACUCUAAUGGGCAUGGCGUCAUGGAAUUUAUUCCUUCCACUGAUCAAAUAGUCGUGGACAUUGUCGAGAACAACAAUGAUUCAACACAAAACAGUUCGCCUGUACAUAGCCGUGGUUCCCAUGAUUACAACAACUAUGGCGAGACAAACCAGGCACUGGGGCAUGAUGAUUCCAACCUCAGUUUGUCACCUUUGCUUAGUGUUGCAUCCGAAUCCUCUGGUCAUGCGGUUACCAGCAAUAGCGAACCAGGCCACGCAGUCCUUAAUAUUUCAAAUUCCAAUACCGAGACGUUGAUUCCUGUUUCCACAGUUGCAGUUGGCCUUGGGGCAAAUGUUGGCCCUGGGACAAGGAUUCCUUCAUCAGUCUGGAUUUUUUCAGUCACUGGCUUCGGCUUUGAGGCUGUUUCAGCAUUUUUUGAUCAGGUGUCCACCCCACGGAAGCCUCAUUAUGCGUUAUAUGGUAUGCUGUUGUCUAUUGUAGCUGUACUUGUUUGCAUCUUGGACCUCACUCUCAAUGCCAUGAAACAAAGAAGAAUCACAUCCGACGGUAACAUAAUAUGGGGUAUCUUACCUGAAAUUUUUGGAUUAGCUCUUGCGUGUAUCCAGUGCAUUAGCUCGACAGUGCAGUUUUCAUUUCUCCACAGGCAUGCUGCUAAUCCUUGGAAAGUGUCCCUUGUGCCUUUCUUAUUUUUCUUCGUCUUGUUUGCUUUCAAAUACAGAAAUGGAAGGAAUUAGGGGUUAGAAACUUAGAAGUAGAAUACGGAUUCUGUUUUAAUUAGAUUGAACUAGAAUAUGUGUAUAUCAAUUAGUUACUCAUCCUUCUACAGGAAACAUUGUUACUAAUGCUUGGUCUUUACAUACUGUAUUUAAACUGGCUUCAAGUAAAGAACCUAAGU